AAGAAAAGAAAAGAAACUCCCCUCUGUUCCCCUCCCCAGGCUCCGCUCUCGUUCUCUCAGGUCCCAAACAGCGCCUGAAACCCUAGCUCGUUCGGCCGCAAUCAGAAGAGGGAUCCGCUCACAUGGCUGGCCAGCGUAACCGUAACCGCAUCCGCCGUCAGCGCGCCAAGGCUAGGUUGGUUUCGGAGGUUGAGGCGGAGGCGGAGGCGGAGGGGGCGGCGAGGGUGCCAGAGGUCGACGGGGAGGUUGUAACUGCUGCCGAUCGCGUCGUCCAGCGCAAAAUCCCUCUCUCCAAGUUGAGCCAAUCGGCAACCAAAGAGGAGCUGCGGCGGCGGAGCCUGAUUGGCCAGAUCCGCGGCCACUACCUCGACGCCAUCUCCCGCCUGCCCACCACCGAGCUCGCCACCACCCUGGCGCGCGGCCUCCUCAUCGCCGGUCACUGCUACGGCCCUCUGCACCCCGUCCACAACAUCAUCGUCAACUCCGUCUGGCACUCGGCCGCUUUCCCCAUGCGCGCCAGCGACCGGAUCGAUGCCCCCGUCAUCAGCUGCAGGACCAUAAGCCGCCUGGUUCAGCGCUCGCUUGAUGGAUUGGUCGCCUCACUUCGCCAUCUCUGCCCCGGCCUCUCCGAUGACGAUGCCCUUUGGCACCUCAGCCUCUCCCGCGCCGACCUCCGUGCCGCCGUUGCCUCCGCACGUGGGUUCCGUCUGACGGCGUCGGAGCUGGAAGCCGCCUUUGAAGCGGCUGCCAAGGCGGCGGGACAUGUGAAACCUGUGGCCCUUGCGCUCUUCGCUUCGUCCGUUCUACUUUCUGUGGAGCGUGAUGUUGUCUCACUGCUCAACAACAAACGCCGGCUUUCCUCGGCUGACAUUCUGUGCCUCUCCACUACGCUGCUGCCUUCCCCGCUACCAGAUGAAUUGCCAGACCCUCCUCUAGAAGAGCGGUUCACGGCGGCAUUUAAGCUAAUCGCUAGAAAAAGGAGCCAUCUCACAAGAUGGUAUACUGAAUGGGUUGAAAUAGCGGACACAGCGUUGCGCAAGUAUGCCCGGCAAACUGCGGAGCAUUACCUGCUUCAUAUCAUCUAUGGCUAUGGUGCCCUGCGGGAUGAAUUUCAUAUGGUGAGAUCUUACCAUAUCAAUUUCAUGGCGUGGCCAAAGAAUCCUUGUGCUAGAGAAGCUCCGGUGUUUUUCUUUGCUAAAGCACUUCUUCCGUCUGUCUCCGGCUUUUGUGAAGAGGACAUCACCUUGUGCUGUACAGUACAACCGUCACCUGUUGAAGUUGAUAGAUGCCAUACAUGUCUUGCUGAAAACUUUCAAAUUGACCACCCGGAUGAUUCCAAGAACUUUGGUGGUGGACAGUACUACCAUAUGGACGGAAUAGGCGAAGACCUGGACUGCCCCAUCAUGACUGAUGUUGACUAUAGAUGUUUUGACCCUGUCAGAGACAUUGGUUUCGUCGAGUGCUUGAAUCAAGAUUUUGUCAAUUACAUGUCAUCUUCGCCCUGGCAUCGCCGCUAUAAAAAACAGAUAGAUUUAGCUAUCUCGGAUUAUUGCACUGGGAUUAUUUGAUCCGUUAUGGUUGCCUUUUGUUGCUCUUCUACAUUGCCGUUAGCUAUCAAUGAUGCCAUUACAGCUGAAGCAUGUGUUCUCUUGAAUGGGCUUAUUCUAGCGAGACAAAGUUGAAUGCAAUAGAAUUAUGGUCAAAUCUGAUUGCACGGAGGUCGUCAAUGUAAUGUAGCAAGUGGGGAAUUCAAUUGGUCUGGCGGAGGCAAUAUGAGGAAUGCUCUUUCUUA
Hordeum vulgare subsp. vulgare (domesticated barley) is the source of this 1792-nucleotide messenger RNA. RefSeq lists its product as uncharacterized. The record is from RefSeq and is a predicted model, not a curated record. Lineage: Eukaryota; Viridiplantae; Streptophyta; Magnoliopsida; Poales; Poaceae. The coding region runs from base 123 to 1568 and encodes 481 amino acids. The transcript is spliced from 2 exons.